Molecule: messenger RNA, 3777 nt
Organism: Amoebophrya sp. A120
Lineage: Eukaryota; Dinophyceae; Syndiniales; Amoebophryaceae
Source: the annotation of a GenBank genome assembly
GCGAGGUAGGAUUGAUGUAAGCAAGUCUAGACCACCAGCUCGUGCUCGAAAACAUUGAUGGUCAAGGCCGUAAUUGUUUUGAAUUCAAUUGGACUUGUAGCUUCCGCCCUGUCUAGUCUAGGCAUUGAUUUGGUCCGACAGAAGAUACGUACUGACUGGCUUCCGUAACAACAACAAUAAAGUCGACGUCACCCCUAGUGUCCCAAGAAAAGUCUUUUCCUUUUCGACGUCACCCCUAGUGUCCCAAGAAGCGUCGUUCCUGUCUCUUCCACUAGCCGUAGCAAUUGCUUCACUUCUCCGAGCUGUGUCAAGACCUCGACCACGUUGCAGUUGUUGUGAAGUAGACCAAGAUGGCUCCAUCCAUGUCGAAGCUUGCGGCCGUCGGUGCCGCACUGCUCGUCGGUAGCUGCCGGGCCCAGUCCACGGGAAUGUUUAAAGUGAUCGAAUUGCUGGGCUCAAAGGAGGAUGAAACGAAAAAAAUGAUGCACGAAGACGCCGUGAUUGCGGCUGCCUAUUCCCAGUGGUGCACCGGCGAACAAACUUCGCUCGAAGCGGAAAUUGAGAACUUGGAGGAAAAGGUAAAGAAGGUGACCAUGAGUGAUGUUGAUGUAGAAAAAGAGUUGCCUGCGUGUAUGUAAUCGUAAUUUCCAUCGCACGACUGCAACGUUAAACUUGUUUCUGCGAAAAGGAAAAUAAGUACUUACUUAAAAAAUGAACUUGUAAGCAUCGCCACCAUGAUUAUCAUCAAACUUACACUUGAAAUGCUCUAUUAAUGGAGCUGUUUCAGUUUCUGCUGUUACUUUAUCUUCAGGUCGACAAAUAUGGUGCCCGGUCAGAGUCCGAAGCUGCUAAGCAGAAGGCGUUCACGGAGGAGGCCCAGGCCCUGCGGGCGAAGGUGACGGAAGACCAGAAGACGCUGGCCGACAUUACCGCCGUGCGGGAAAAAGAAGCUGCCGAGGCCAAGGCAACUAUUACGGACUACGCCGAAUCGCUGGACGCGAUCGACCGUGCUAUCCUGACCAUGCAGAGCAAGGUGCAGUCCAUUCCCGCCACGGCGCUGCUGCAGAUGAAGGACCAGCUCGCGGCGGUGCUCACGGGAAGUGCCGCCUCCCCGGCGCGCCAGAUGCGGGCGCUGACGUCGUUUCUCGCCACGACUACCACGUCUCUGGACCAGCAGGAGCCCGGCGUGGCGUACGAACAGGGCAAGGUUUUUAAGGAUGUCAUCCGCCUGCUGCAGCAGCUGGAGGACAAGUUUCAGUCCGAGAAGAACGCCGCGGAAGUCGCCGAACAGAACGCCAUUCACGCUUACACGCAACAGCGCAUGGACCUGGAGCACCAGAUCGAAACCGCGAAUAACGAGGGUAAGUCAACAUGUCGAUAGCUAGGAGUAGGUGUAGGAUUGGGCUAUCUGUAAUAAAUGGAAGCCUCCAGCUCCACUUCUUGAUGCGGUAACUUUGGCGCUUUACUUACAUUCUUCUCUCGUUUCAGUUUUUGUGGUAGUGGUGUGUGUGCGACAACCUGGCAAAGGUAAUCAUAAUAAAGUUCAACAGUCAAGAUGUAGUUGAAAGCCAAAACAAUAGAGUGGGGCUAGGAAACCGAAACCAACGUGUUGUAGAUUUUUUGAAGAGGAAAUAUGCUCUUCCAAGUACAAGUCAAUGUCAAAAAACACAGCCGCUACCAAAGAGCAGGAUGCUGCGGAGGCCGGGCAGGAGAGCGCGCAAGCGGCCGCCGAUCGCGAUGCCGCGGCCGAGGAUUUGAAGAAGACCAAAAAGUCCCUCUCGGACACUAAGCGCGUUUGCAAGCAGAAGGCGGAGCUGGCGGCCCGGCGCGCGCAGGCCAUGCAGGAGGAGCUGGAUGCGAUCGCGCAGUGCGUGGAGGCGCUGGACGCCGUGAAGCACAAGGCCCUGUUUUUGCAGGUGGAAUCCGACAUCAGCAAGGGCGAGAAGGACGCGCUGCUGCAAGCCGCGUCGUUUCUCCAGGUUUUUUCUGCCACGUCCACCGCGGCCGCUACCGCCACCAAAAAGACGAUCAACGUGCAGCGGCUGCACAAGAUGCAGGUGUUUCUGCAGCAGCAGGCCGCGAAGCUGAACAGCCGACUGCUGGCCCAGCUGGAGACGCGGACCGAGGUGGAGCAGAAGCUGAGCGCCAAGGACUCGCCCUUCGACAAGGUGCUCAAGCUGAUCCAGGACCUGAUCCAGCGGCUGGAAACCGAGGCCGCGCAGGAGCAGACGCACAAGGCCUGGUGCGACAGCGAGCUGGCGAAAAACAAGGCCCUGCGCGAGGAGCGCACCGCCAAGGUGGACGGCCACAAGUCCGUGAUCGAGGCGGUCACCGCGGACGUGGAGACGCGCACGGAGGAAAACAAGGAGCUGGACCAGCAGAUCAAGGACCAGAGCGACAAGGUGGCCAGCCUGCAGGCGGACCGGGUGGAGGAAAAAAAAGCCUUCGACGAGGCCGUGAAGGACGCCAAGGAGGUCAUGGAAGCGGUGGAGUACGCCAUCCAGAUCAUGGAGUCCUUCAACACGAAAUCCAUGCUGUUGCAGGUCCGCACGGUCUUCUCCAAGGCCAGUGACAAACUGCAAGAAAACGCGAAGAAGCAGCCGGCCGCGUUGGAUGAUGAGUACACCACUCUGGUUUGAUGAUGUUAUAAUAUAUGCAGCCCAAUAUUUGCUUUUGCCCCAGCGUUCUUGAAAGCGCAACAAGUCGAAGACUUUCUAUAAGUAUAAUGUGUUAUUGAAAGUUCGUGCCGUGCUGUCACUCUCUAGUUUGGUUCGUUGGGAAGCAACAUCGCUGUCCUUGAUAUCGUGAUAUAGAUUCAAAUUUCUUCGUCCAGGCAAUAAAAGCGAACUGGAGCAAACCAGAACCGCAAUCUAUCAGGUACGUCGGUGGGUUUGGGUCGAUUGUGGCCAUGCUGGAAGUGAUCGGCGAGGACACGGAGAAGCAGACGGCGGAGCGCAAGCGCGCCGAGACGGCGGCUAUCGAAGAGUACAACAAGACGCUGACCGACCUGAAAUCUGCGAUCGCGGUGGCGAAGGAGACCAUCAAGCACAACAAAUCCACCAUCCAGAACCAAAUCGCGCGGAAGCAGGCCGAGACUGAGGAUUUGGAAAUGGAAACGGAGUUGCUCAACCAGGCCAUGAAGGAGUACGAGGAGUCCCUGAAACCCUCCUGCAUCAACGCGUCGUCGUUCGAAGAUCGGGUGGCCAAGAGGCAAGAGGAAAUCCAGAGUCUGCAGGAAGCCCUGAAGAUCCUGGAGGGAGCGUAAUCCGAAAAACCUAUCAAGCCGUGUAGACGAGUUGCCUCAUUAAGAGCAGGGCUGCCUAAGAAGAAGGAGGACUUUGGAGAAAGUAGGCGCUACGCUUGUAAUCCGCACGUCGUGAGUGUACCAGAUCAUGGAGGACCCAUGUCAGGUUAAGACAGUGGACGAGAAGCUGUGGGACGAGCUCGAUUACGUUUGUAUGAUUUUCUAUUUCUUGCGAUUGACCAAUCGAUACUAGUAAGUUUAAGUUUUUUUUUUCACGAUCUACCAUGCUGGUGAUGCUAUGAUGGUGGACCUUCAUCUACUGCAUGGACUUGCACUUGUUUUUUUCCAGACUUUCUGCGAGACCAAUCAAGCCACACAACAAUUUUUUUUUCCGAUUUAGAAAUUAUUAUGUUGAACGCCAUCAAUAAAGUCAGUGUGUGUGUGGUUGCACCAAGCAAAACUAUACGUCUGAUCUAGCUGCCACACACGGAGAACCCUCUGGAGUGUAGGCAGGUCGCUGUGGGUGGAAUUAU